UGGCCGCCGCUCGCUUUCAGCGGCAGGGUCGGCGUGGGCAGCGUGGCGCAGCCCUGCGGGAGCGGGAACCGUGUCCCACUUACCUCCCUCAGCUCGGAAGGGCAGCGCCUCGCAGCCCACCGCUGCAGGGCCCCAAGCCGCCAGCACCGAGCUCCGCGGCGGCCCUGCGGGGCCUCCACCCGCCCCACUCGGUGGGGAGACUCGCUCCGUACCCUAACGCUACAGGUCGGGGGAGGCCGGCCCGGGGCUCGGCAGCUGCCGUUGAGCGGCUUCUGCCCGGGUGCGCGUUUAGGAGCAACGGCCGCGAGUAGCGGUGCCGUGCGCAGGAGGUGCGGCGGCGGCGGCGUGGCAGGCUGUGAGUGAGCGGCUCCUGGCCUCGCUGUGGGGCGCCCGGGGGAGGCCGCCGCGGCCCGGGGAGGCAGCGCUCCGCGCUCGGGCACUGCCCGGCUGGGAGCGAGCCAUCUCGGAGGGCUGGCAGCCUCCGGCAGAGCUGGCGGCGUUGCUGGGAGCAAGAACCCAAAGGCUGCUCUGCGAACGUGACUCUGUAGACAGGGAGGCACCGCUGGCUGGAAAGUGCUGGGAAGGGAGCCCCAAGCAACAACAGUGCGAGGAAGCUUGGAUGGCUGGGUGAGAGCUGGUUGUCCGGAAGAUCGCCGUUGAGGAUUACAACAUGCCCAAAGAAAUGCAGGAACUACAGAAGCAGUGGCACUCCCUGAUGCAGUCCAUCCACAGCAACUCCAAUGUGCUUGCAUUCAUGAACUCUCGUGUGGGCCAAUAUUUGGAUGACCAUCCUUUUGUUGCCUUAUCACUCCUGAUGUUUCUGGCAGUGUCUGCUAUUCCCACUGCAUUUUUCUUCAUUUUUGUUGUUACAACAGCCAUAAUGGCCUGUAUUGGUGUGAUAGUCAUGGAAGGUGUUGCAAUAGCCGUAGGUGGUGUGGCCCUUCUUUGUGUGCUGUGUGGCCUGGGUGCCCUCUCCCUGGGACUUUCUGGAGCAUUGAGUGUUGGUUAUGUUGUUCUUUCAACUCUGGUCAACUACUGGCAUGCUUCAAGGGAUCAGAUAAGGCAACAAGAAGUUAAUGGAAGCUUGCCACAGAAGAGUUCUCCUGUCUUGAAUCUGUCUGCCAGUAGUGGAAAGGAGGAAUGAGUGGG
Messenger RNA from Pogoniulus pusillus (Red-fronted tinkerbird), 1149 nucleotides. It is a transcript of the gene LDAF1, whose product is annotated as lipid droplet assembly factor 1. The coding region runs from base 671 to 1144 and encodes 157 amino acids. The record is from RefSeq and is a predicted model, not a curated record. The transcript has 5 exons. Lineage: Eukaryota; Metazoa; Chordata; Aves; Piciformes; Lybiidae.